Aspergillus ibericus CBS 121593 is the source of this 2761-nucleotide messenger RNA. RefSeq names its product E3 ubiquitin-protein ligase HRD1 (gene hrdA). The record is from RefSeq and is a predicted model, not a curated record. Gene Ontology annotation, cellular component: cytoplasm. Lineage: Eukaryota; Fungi; Ascomycota; Eurotiomycetes; Eurotiales; Aspergillaceae. Gene Ontology annotation, molecular function: zinc ion binding. Bases 186 to 2453 code for a protein of 755 amino acids. The transcript has 3 exons.
CCCAUCCCGAUUCCAUCAUCGUCUCUCUCGCCCACGCGAUCGUCUUCAUCUUCCUCCCCGUUUCGACUGUUCCUUCUUUUCUUCUCCUACCUGCGGUGUCAAUGUCGGUCUGAGAAGUUUCGCCCCGUUGCUACGCCCUCGUCCAUGAAAUCGGGCUUUACGCCCACCCUUCUCAACCCGUCGCCAUGAGAUUGGCCGUGUAUGCUGGGGCCUCGGCUGCCCUAGCCACUGGCGUUUUCUUGAAAGCGCUGCAUCAGAGAGCAAACUUCUAUGCUGCAUGCGUAUAUCUCUCUCAGAGCAGUGCAAAUCUCAUGAUCUUGAUGAACAUCAGUCUCCUGGCGGUUGGCUUCUUCCUCUUUUGGCUUCAGCGUCUCCUCUACGGACCCCUUCGACCCAUCGAAACGGAACAGCUCUACGAGAAAGCGUGGUUCGCCGUGACGGAAACAUGCUUGGCGAUGACGAUCUUCCGGGGAGAGCUGGGCGGUUGGUUUCUGGUCAUGUUCGUCUCCUUGCUGAUUGGAAAGGUCUGGGGUUGGAUCGGUGAGGGCCGUGUGGAAUUCCUCGAGCAACAACCUCCGGCGAACCCGCGCUUGUUCCACAUCCGACUGGCCGCUUCGCUGCUGCUCUCAGUUCUCUUCAACUCGUUCAUGCUGAGGUACUGCAUCCGAACGGUUCUUGAACAGGCACGGCCCGACAUGAUGGUUAUGUUUGGCUUCGAAUUCGCGGUCCUUACGAUCCUCUCCAGCUCGACGGCCGCCCGGUACACCAUUUCGUUGGUAGAGAUCUACAUCACACACCGGCAAGUGAAAGCCAAGGUGGAGGAGCGCCGUCGGGAGAUCCGGACAGCUAGGGAGGAGAUAUUGCGCGAGUAUGCGGAGUCUCUAGAGAGAGAGCCCCCCAACCUGCCAGAUGAGAACGACAUCGACGAGAUGGAGUUGGAUGUGUCAGGCUGGGAAGAAAAGGGCCGGUGGAUCUUCUACCUCGAUCUGCUUACGGACUUCCUCAAGCUUACCGUAUACCUUACAUUCUUCGCGAUUCUUUUCACGUUCUACGGUCUACCGAUUCAUAUCUUGCGCGACGUCGUGGUCACCAUCCGCUCUUUUGGACGACGCAUCAUAGAUUUCGUACGUUACCGCAAUGCGACCCGGGACAUGAAUGAACGUUAUCCCGAUGCAACGGCCGAAGAAGUCACCAGGGAGGAGGUGUGCAUCAUUUGCCGGGAAGAGAUGACACAUUGGCACCAGCCGGCGGGUGCGCAGCGGAACCGGGUCUCUGAUAGGCUUCGCCCGAAGAAGCUUCCCUGCGGUCAUAUUCUGCACUUUGCCUGUCUUCGAAGCUGGCUCGAGAGACAGCAGAACUGCCCCACAUGCCGACGGCCUGUUAUUGCGCCACCUCGGGCCCGGGGGACGGGCGAUGGCGGCAACCCAGGGCCUGGUAACAACGCUGGCGCACAGAACAUGCCGGGUGGCAACCAAGCAUUUGGCCGGGAUGGGCAAGCAGACGGGCUACCCAGAGCCCGGGUUUAUCAAUUUGGACCCUUUAGAAUCGGGUUUGGGGCCGGACGAGGUGACCUUUUCCAGAAUCUCCAUCAGCAAAUCCACCAAGGCCAUGUGCCCGUACAGCAGGCCAACAACGCCAAUGCCCCAGACGCUAGACAGAUCGGCUUUGGUUUUGGAUUCGGACGACCUCCCCCGGUAGCAGCGCCUCAGGCUGUGCCUAUGCCUGCCUCGACCGCGGCAGACAUGCAAAGUCAGUUGCAGCACAUGGAGCAACAGAUCAUACAGGAAAUUGAGACUCUGCGUGUCACCGCGGACCAACUCCAUAUGAUGCGGCUGCUGCAGACGGAGCUUCAGCGACUCCGAACCCUUCCGGCCAGUUCCCCCGUCACACAAAAUACCGCAUCCCAAAGCUCCCCCGCCGUCUCAUCCCCGACGUCAUCCAUCGCUACGCGCCGUCAAUUCAUUUCGGACCCUCGUGCACCCGCCAUGGGCGCUGGGGAUAGUCGACUCCCAGAGGGGCUGAACCUCCCCGCUGGCUGGUCUCUCAUCCCUCUUCACUCCCCCGACCAGGACUCCAGACUGGCUGAUCCACGCCCCGCCCCUACGACAGGCACCACCCAGGUAUCCGAUAACAUCUUCACUCCGCAGACACCAGUACCCACCAUGACUGCAUUGGCUGAAGGCCAACAGGACGAGGGUGCGGCCGCGCCCGAGCCUUCUGCAUCUCAGGAUUUGCCAAACUGGCAAUCGGGAGCAACCUCAACGGCGACGGGUUCGGGAGUAGAGUCACUAUCGCAACAGUGGACCGAUCUAGCACCUGAGGCCCAUCUUGAAGGCGAGAGCACUUUGGUCGAAGGCACGGACGGGACGGACCACGCUGAGGAAUCAGACUCGGCGUCGAAGGGCAAGGCACGGGUCGCCACGGUGGAAGACGCCAUUGAUGAUGAGACAUGAUGGGUUUCGUUCGCCUUUCCCCGACUUUUUUCCCUUCUGCCUUUAUACCUGGUGUCUUUUUGGUUGAUGUAUUAUCAUCUCACUGGUGCUGCCCUCCCUAUCGGCAAAUCAUUGUUUUAUCGGCGUUCUUGAAGCGGCUCCUCAUCAUACCCCGUUGCCUGUAUGUUCGAUCCUCGAAAAUGUGGCUCCUGCAUGGUCAUUUCCCCUUGAACUCACCCCAUCCUGUUGCGCCCGUCCUGCGGGGUGGCAGGAGGCGAGGACCCUUAUGUGUAUGUACAUACUAGAAAUCUCUAUCGCGACUCACUUGG